AUGGCGGUCAGUCUAUUCAUCACGAUUCUCCUCCUUUUCCAUCAAAUCUCUUCGUCGAUUCAACAAAGCGAUCAAUUCGAUCAAUUCAGAUCUCCGAAUGAUCGAGCUGAAAUUCCGUGUCGUGAUGAAUGGUUGUAUCUUGAAAACACCGCUUCUUGGUACAAGGCUUUCGCUCAAGAAAUAGAGUUUGAUGAAGCCGUGGAAUAUUGUGUGGAACAAAAGGGUCACUUGGUCUCAAUUCACAGUCAGGAAGAGAACGAUUUUGUUCAGGAACUCGCAAAAACUAUUCAUUCGAAUUCUCACUACUGGAUCGGGCUGAAGCGCAAUCCGAACAACGAAUAUUCUUUGGAAUGGACGGAUGGAAGUGCGCUGGAUUUCACGAAUUGGAUAUGGGGAGAUCCGGAUUUCGACACCAAUGCUAUGCUUUGGAGCAUGAAUGGGAAAUGGUCGCUCUUUCUUCCAUGGGAUCAAUUCGCCAGUUUUAUCUGCAAAAGAAGCUCUCAAUUC
Messenger RNA from Mesorhabditis belari, 507 nucleotides. The record is from the annotation of a GenBank genome assembly. NCBI's taxonomy places the organism in Eukaryota, Metazoa, Nematoda, Chromadorea, Rhabditida, Rhabditidae.